Nymphaea colorata (pocket water lily) is the source of this 1591-nucleotide messenger RNA. Its product is annotated as probable transcription factor At4g00390. Bases 131 to 1399 code for a protein of 422 amino acids. The transcript has a single exon. Gene Ontology annotation, biological process: regulation of DNA-templated transcription. Gene Ontology annotation, cellular component: nucleus. The record is from RefSeq and is a predicted model, not a curated record. Lineage: Eukaryota; Viridiplantae; Streptophyta; Magnoliopsida; Nymphaeales; Nymphaeaceae.
UACUCCGGCCUCCGCUGUUGCCCUUUCAUUCCACGGACUUCUCAGCGCUCGCGGCAGCCGCUCUUCCGGCAGAGAACGACGUCGGUGAGGAUCCCUUUGCUCUUUACUUCCUUCCUGAAUCCGAAGGGAAAUGCCGAUUGAAGAAGAGGAAUCCAGUGAUUCAUCUUCUUACUCAGAAGAAGAGGAAGAGGAACAAAAGGAAAAAAAAACGACAGCGGUGACCUCUCCGAUGCCCACACGUUCGGUCGCCCGCCGUGGCACGACUGCAGCUGUUCCGCCUUCUUCGUCGUCCUCUUCGUCGGACUCGGAAGAAGAGUCUGAGGAUGACGACGAAGACUCUGAAGACGAGCGCGGGUCUGAGCCACUGAAGUCACAGCCGGGGACUCCUGUAGGGUCACAGAAGGCCCUGCAGUCUAAAGCCGUUUCUCCGGUGCCGAGCUCGGCCAAGCCCUUGAAUUCGAAGCCCAUGGACAGUAAGACCACGGUGAAGCCUUCUCAGCCAGCCUCACAAGCGAAGCCGAAGCGUCCUGCGGACAGCUCCAAAGAAGAUGAAAGCAAGAAGAAGAAAAAGAAGAAGAAGAAUGAUGAAGAGGAAUUAGAGGCAGAAGAUCUCGCCGCUGAGGUUGAAGCAAAAAAGGAGGAUAAACCCGAUGGAAGCAAGACCCCUCAGGACCGAAAGAAGUUAUUUCAGAGGGUUUGGGAUGCUGAAGACGAGAUAAAUCUCCUCACGACGCUCUUCCAUUACACAAAAGAUGGAGGGCAUGCACAUGAUCUUAACGGUUUCUUUAAUUUCUCGAGGAAGGACUUGGAGAAAUUCAAGAAGACCCAACUCCAGGACAAGGUUCGAAAGCUUAAGAAAAGGUAUGAGAAUGUCGUUGCCAAGGAGAAGAAGAGUGGGAAGACAACAACAUUCAAGAGUCCUCAUGAACAGGAAGCUUUCUCUCUUUCACAGUUGAUUUGGGGGGAGAAGGGGGAGUAUGAUUCUCAGAAGGAGGCGAACGAGCAAUCUAGACAGAAAUCUCCAACUAAGAACAAUGAUGGGGAAGAAAAAAAGUUGAACAACAAUAGGACGAAUGUUUUGGCACUCAAGCGCGAAGAACCUCAUUCUUCUGUGUCAAAGGAUGAAAACCAUGUCAGGCUUUUUGAGAAUAUGGAGAUUGGUGUUGGAAUGACAAAAGAGGAUGAACUGGGGAGCACCGUGGUCAAUAUGGUUGAAGUCGUUGAUAAAUGGAUCAAGUUGGCCGACCAGUCAAAAGUAAAGGAUUUACAAGAAAGACAGAGGAAACUGGAAGGUAGACUGUUGGAGAUCCAUAGUGAGCAUCUAGAGAUUGCAUCUGCGAGGGCGAAGCUUGCUCUUGAAGCGUUCAAGACGUCCAAAGCAGGACGUUCUAGGCAGUAAAACCGAGACUUAUUCAAUUGUGAUAGUUUUUUAUUUUGUACCAGGGUCAGUGUAGAAGCAGGCAACUUCACUUUUUUUUUUAUCGUUAGUACUUUAUGUAUCAGCAGUCUACUCUGUAUUGUUUUUCCCCUAGUUAUGUUAACUUAUAUCACUUUCUAUUGUUUACUUCUGCAAUUAUAUUGAUUUGAUCUA